Messenger RNA from Orussus abietinus, 2015 nucleotides. RefSeq names its product multiple coagulation factor deficiency protein 2 homolog. The coding region runs from base 859 to 1554 and encodes 231 amino acids. NCBI's taxonomy places the organism in Eukaryota, Metazoa, Arthropoda, Insecta, Hymenoptera, Orussidae. Gene Ontology annotation, molecular function: calcium ion binding. The record is from RefSeq and is a predicted model, not a curated record. The transcript has 6 exons.
AUUAAUAUUAAGAAAUUCCGCACAAGAGUUCCUAACGGCAUAUGCGUAAUCUAAUAACGGACUUAUAAAAUUUUGCGGUGCAUAUGGUUAAAUUUUCAAAAACCUAUUUUUAAUCAUCGAACGUCUUGGGAAUUUCUAGGAGGUCAUACUUAUUGUACAGAGUUUAUUAUCUGAAAUUGUACUCUUGUACUAAAUUUCUAAUCCUCAGCAUUAAUUAAACACUAAUGGGAAUUGCAUGUUUUAAGUGAAAAUAUAUCGAUUGUACAUUUCACGUUUAUAGUUUUUAGACACAGCAUACAACCAACAAUGAACAUAUGUAAUGUCGACUGAGAAACUGCAUGUUCGAGGUAUUACUCAGCUAAGUGAUAUAAAAUAUUUUGACCGAGCUAUGGCAAAACACAAGUAAUAACAUAAAGAAUAAUUAUUUUAUAAAAUAUAUAGUUAAGAAAAAUGGGUCCAAUUAAAAAAGGAUACAUGUCCAAAUAAAGAUGAUAUUUUGUUAUUUACACUAUAUUUUGCUAACUUAUGCUCAAAUCUCUACACUCUUCGGAAAGGCAGGCUGAAUUGCCGAAUAAAAUAUUGUCCGACGUUUCUCCUUCUCUUAUUCUACCGCUCACUGAAUUACCUGUCAAACGUCACCUGGCAUCGUGGUCGGCAUAUGUUGACUGUGGCGUACGUGGCGGUAACCUCAAAUAUUUCCUGCUGAGUUGGUUCCCUGUGGAUUGCGAAAAUCCAAGGAAUUCAAACAGCUAGCGAGGCGUUAGCAAACUUUAAUAGACUGAUUCAAUUCGUAUUUACGUCCUAGAAUAUCCGCGUGCUUCGAUACCGAUCAUUAUCUUUGGAGAUUUACAAAGUAAAAUGUACUGGGUCCUAUGGGUUUUUGUAAUCGGGUUCCAUGGAUAUCAUUCCACAUAUGCACAGGGUCAAAGAGUUGCCCCUGGAGUACCUCCACAACACUAUCAACAGCCGUCGGUGGGUCAACAAAUGCACCAAAUGCCACAAAUGCAACAACAGUACCAUCAAGUUCCCGGACAAGUACCCAUGCAACAAGGUCAUCCACAACAGCAACAGCAGCAGCAGCAGCAGCAACAGCAGCAGCAGCAUCAGCAUCAACAACAUCAACAAGUGCCUCUGCAACAAUAUCAAGGAACACCUCCGUCGCAACAGCAUAACGAUCAUGGAUAUCAGCCGAUUUUAAAUACUGCAAAUAUCGCUCAGGAGAAAGCUCAUAUUGCGGAACACUUAGACGUUCCGAUGGAUACAAGUAAGAUGACUGAUCAAGAAUUACAAUUUCAUUACUUUAAAAUGCAUGAUGCAGACAACAACAAUAAAUUGGAUGGCUGUGAACUUAUUAAAUCGCUCUUCCAUUGGCAUGAACAAGAUGAUAAGGAGCACGGUGCUCAUCGAGUACCUAAUAAAAUAUUUAAAGACGAUGAAUUAGGUGCAUUAAUCGAUCCUAUUCUUGGAAUGGAUGACACGAAUAAGGACGGCUUUAUUGAUUAUCCAGAAUUUAUCCAAGCACAAGAAAAGGCUGCUGCGACCACACGUUCCUAAUUUCUUAGAUGUAAAUUUGAACUGUACAAAGGCAUGGGCGUUAAGUAUCAGACAUUUUAAUUUUUCACUUGUCGGAUAAAUUCGGUUUAUCUUAGUUAUAUAAGUAAAAAUUACAUUAUAUUAGAUAGCUUCACAUAUAAUAUAAGAUUCAUUGAUUUGUACUUAUACAGAGUUACUCGUUUAUCAACGUUCGUAGAGGAUAGCAAGAUUAUGGAUUAUCUUUGUUGUAAUUUUUUAUACAGUCACGUCUGUUGAUUCUAAUUAUUUUGCUUUUAACAACAAUAGGUCACAUGGUGCGUCUCGAAAACGAGAAUGUGAAAUGACCUGUAAAUUUGAUACUUACGUAUACGGACAGUAAUUCAGUUGUAGUAAAAUCAGUUUAUCUUUAUCAUUAAAUGUUAUGACUAAUGAAAUCUUGUAAUUUCAUAUAUAAAUAAAUGAUGACAUUGAUAUUUGUAAAA